Schistocerca gregaria is the source of this 3362-nucleotide messenger RNA. RefSeq names its product mucin-5AC-like. The transcript is spliced from 5 exons. The coding region runs from base 8 to 2935 and encodes 975 amino acids. Gene Ontology annotation, cellular component: extracellular region. Gene Ontology annotation, molecular function: chitin binding. The record is from RefSeq and is a predicted model, not a curated record. NCBI's taxonomy places the organism in Eukaryota, Metazoa, Arthropoda, Insecta, Orthoptera, Acrididae.
GAUCAAAAUGGGUCUACCGCUAGCUGCGAGGAUUAUCUUUGUGGUGAUUGUCUUUCUGGGCGAUGGACGAGGUGGGCACCGCCCUUCCGUGGCGGCAGCAUCCUGCGUGUCGGCAGAUGGGUCAGACUGCCGUCAGCCUGGCGAGGACAUCAGCUUUGCGUGCCGCAGCAUCGGGACCUUCCCAGACCCGUACAACUGCCAAAAGUUCUACGUCUGUUACGCGGUGAACGGAAAGGCUGAAGCUGGUUCGUGCACAGGCAGUUCGGCCUAUAAUCCUCUCACGUCAGACUGCAGCUUGACGACGUCACACCGCGUGUGUACAGAAGGACCCAUCCCUACCUGCAGGCAGGUGGGGCAGAUGGGCGUAGUACAGGAAAACGCAGCCGUCUACUACUUAUGUCUGCGGAAGGGAGGCAAGAUCGUUCCAGACAUGUUCCGAUGUCCGGGCAGUAUGAAGUUUGACCUCACUGUUUCUACCUGUAUAAUGAAGGAGCAGCCAUCCACAACCUGGGGUCCAACGACAGAACAGCCAUCAACGACCUGGGGCCCAACAACAGUACGGCCAUCCACGACAUGGGACCCAACAACAGGCCAGCAAUCCACAACUUCGGCCCCGACUACAGGACAGCCUUCCACAACCUGGGCCUCAACUACAGGCCGACCAUCCACAACUUGGGGCCCAACAACAGUCUGGCCAUCCACAACCUGGGGCCCAACUACAGGCCAGCCAUCCACAACUUGGGGCCCAACAACUAGUCAGCCAGCCACAACCUGGGGCCCAACUACAGGCCGGCCAUCUACAACUUGGGUCCCAACUACAGGCCAGACUUCCACAACCUGGGGUCCAACUACUGGCCGACCAUCAACAACUUGGGGCCCAACAACAGUCUGGCCAUCCACCACCUGGGGCCCUACAACAGGACGACCAUCCACAACCUGGGGUCCAACAACAGGCCAGUCAUCAACAACCUGGGGUCCAACUACAAACCAGCCAUCCUCAACUUGGCGCCCAACAUCUGGUCAGCCAUCCUCAACCUGGGGCCCAACAACAGGCCAGCCAUCCUCAACCUGGGGCCCAACUACAGGACAACCAUCUACAACUUGGAGCCCUACAACAGGACCACCAUCCACAACCUGGGGCCCAACAACUGGCCAACCAUCCACAACCUGGGGCCCAACUACAGGCCAGCCAUCCACAACUUGGGGCCCAACAACUAGUCAGCCAGCCACAACCUGGGGCCCAACUACAGGCCGGCCAUCUACAACUUGGGUCCCAACUACAGGCCAGACUUCCACAACCUGGGGUCCAACUACAGGCCGACCAUCCACAACUUGGGGCCCAACAACAGUCUGGCCAUCCACCACCUGGGGCCCUACAACAGGACGACCAUCCACAACCUGGGGUCCAACUACAGGCCGACCAUCAACAACAGUCUGGCCAUCCACCACCAGGGGCCCUACAACAGGACGACCAUCCACAACCUGGGGUCCAACAACAGGCCAGUCAUCCACAACCUGGGCAACUACAAACCAGCCAUCCUCAACUUGGCACCCGACAUCUGCUCAGCCAUCCUCAACCUGGGGCCCAACAACAGGCCAGCCAUCCUCAACCUGGGACCCAACUACAGGACAACCAUCUACAACCUGGGGCCCUACAACAGGACGACCAUCCACAACCUGGGGUCCAACAACUGGCCAACCAUCCACAACCUGGGGCCCAAAUGGAGACCAGCCAUCCACAACUUGGGGCCCAACAACUAGUCAGCCAUCCACAACCUGGGGCCCAACUACAGGCCGGCCAUCUACAAGUUGGGUCCCAACUACAGGCCAGACUUCCACAACCUGGGGCCCAACUACAGGACAACCAUCUACAACUUGGGGCCCUACAACAGGACGACCAUCCACAACCUGGGGUCCAACAACAGCCCAACCAUCCACAACCUGGGGCCCAUCUACAAGUCAGCCAUCCUCAACUUGGCGCCCAACAUCUGGUCAGCCAUCCUCAACCUGGGGCCCAACAACAGGCCAGACUUCCACAACCUGGGGUCCAACUACAGGCCGACCAUCCACAACUUCGGGCCCAACAACAGUCUGGCCAUCCACCACCUGGGGCCCUACAACAGGACGACCAUCCACAACCUGGGGUCCAACAACUGUCCAACCAUCAACAACCUGGGGCCCAACUACAGGCCAGCCUUCCACAACCUGGGGUCCAACUACAGGCCGACCAUCCACAACUUGGGGCCCAACAACUGGUCAGCCAUCCUCAACCUGGGGCCCAACUACAGAACAACCAUCUACAACCUGGGGCCCUACAACAGGACGACCAUCCACAACCUGGGGCCCAACUACAGGCCAGCCAUCCACAACUUGGGGCCCAACAACUAGUCAGCCAGCCACAACCUGGGGUCCAACUACAGGCCGACCAUCCACAACUUGGGGCCCAACAACUAGUCAGCCAUCCACAACCUGGGGCCCAACUACAGGCUGGCCAUCUACAUCUUGGGUCCCAACUACAGGCCAGACUUCCACAACCUGGGGCCCGACUACAGGACAACCAUCUACAACCUGGGGCCCUACAACAGGACGACCAUCCACAACCUGGGGUCCAACAACAGGCCAGCCAUCCACUACCUGGGGCCCAACUACAAGCCAGCCAUCCUCAACUUGGGGCCCAACAUCUGGUCACCCAUCCUCAACGUGGGGCCCUACAACAGGCCAGCCAACCACAAUUUGGGGCCCAACUACAGGUCAACCAUCCACAACUUUGAGUCCAACAACAGUCCGCCCAUCUACCACCUGGGGCCCUACAACAGGACAACCAUCGAUAACCUGGGGCUCAACAACAGGUCAGCCAUCCACUACCUGGGGCCCAACUACAGGACAACCAUCCACAACCUGGGGCCCCACUACAGGCCAGUCAUCCACAACUUGAGGCCCAACUACAGGCCAGCCAUCCAAAACCUGGGAACCUACCACAAGCUGACCAUCCACAACUUGGGGUCCAGUGGCAGCCAAGGCUGCCUGAAGCUGCGGUUUGAUGAUGAAGCCACUGGCUGUACAAUUCGAAAUCUUAUUUUCAAUCAGAAUGAUUUGUCACUUUAGGAUUCAUAAAAUGUUUCAGCUAUUCAGGCAUUAAAUAGGUGUUUCUCGUUGAAUGUUGUUGUAGUGUCUUUGCUAAUAACGACAUUGUUGUGCAAUUUAUCGCCUACUAUAUGAAAAUAUUGUAGGUAUAAGAUUCUGGUUUUGACAUAUGUAAUGCAUGAAUUAUAUCGUAUUUGUUCAUAAUGGCCUUAUUUCAUUACAGCCUUAUUUAUUGAUUGACUGUGUUUUUAUGUUUAAAAUAAUUUUUUUUAAUUCUU